CCAUCUUCUCCGGGCGUCUGAAAGGGUGGUUGGUCUGAGCCGGGUUGGGGGGAAAAUAUCAGCGACGGCGCGACGACGUAGCCGGCGGUGCCCGUAGGUGAGAGGAGAGGGCCGCCGGCACGAAAGGGAGCCUGGGGUGUCAGUGUGCAGUCGUCUUUCUUCAGAGUCCCAUGCAGAGUAGGAAUGGAGUACAUGAAAGAGCCAGCAACCCUCAGCCAAGGGAACAUCCUGUGCUGCCAGUGUGGCAUACCAAUCCCGCCAAACCCUGCCAACAUGUGUGUAGCAUGUUUACGAACUCAGGUGGAUAUUACUGAAGGAAUUCCUAAACAAGUCACUGUCCACUUCUGCAAACAAUGUGAAAGGUAUCUUCAGCCACCAGGAACUUGGGUGCAGUGUGUCUUGGAAUCAAGAGAACUUCUCUCAUUAUGCCUCAAAAAGAUCAAAGCUUCUCUUAGUAAGGUACGAUUGAUUGAUGCAGGAUUUGUAUGGACUGAACCACACUCUAAAAGACUUAAAGUAAAGCUGACAGUACAAAAGGAGGUGAUGAAUGGUGCAAUUCUUCAACAAAUCUUUGUAAUAGAAUACAUUGUCCAUUCCCAGAUGUGUGAUGACUGCCAUCGAGUUGAAGCUAAGGAUUACUGGAAAGCAGUGGUUCAAGUGAGACAGAAGACUCAACAUAAAAAGACUUUCUAUUACUUGGAGCAGUUAAUUCUAAAAUAUAGACUUCAUCAGAACACUCUUCGAAUCAAGGAGAUUCAUGAUGGCCUGGAUUUUUACUAUGCAUGUAAACAACAUGCUCAGAAGAUGGUAGACUUUCUUCAGUGUACAGUUCCUUGCAGGUCUAAAUCAUCCCAGCGUUUGAUUUCUCAUGAUAUUCACAGCAAUACUUAUAAUUACAAAAGCACCUUUUCUGUGGAGAUUGUUCCAAUAUGCAAGGACAAUGUUAUAUGCUUGUCUCCAAAAUUGGCUCAGAGUCUUGGGAAUAUCAACCAGAUUUGUGUUUGCAUCCGGAUAACUAGUACAAUUCACAUAAUUGAUCCUAAUACACUGCAGAUUGCAGAAAUUGAUGGAAACACUUACUGGCGUCAUCCUUUUAAUAGCCUGUUCCACCCAAAGCAGUUAGAGGAAUUUAUUGUCAUGGAUAUCAGCAGGAUCCAGGACAGAAAACAGGGUGCUGGUGCAGGCAUGAAAUCCAGCAAACAUACACUUGCUGAAACCUGGGUUCAGAAAACAUCAGAACUGAAUACAGACCAUCAGUAUUUCUGUCGCACUCAUUUGGGGCAUCUUCUGAAUCCUGGAGAUCUUGUAUUGGGAUUUGAUUUGGUCAACUGCAAUCUAAAUGACGAAUUUGCGAACAAGAUGAACCCUCAUAUUAUUCCUGAUGUGGUUUUGAUUAAGAAAAGCUAUGACCGCAGUAAACGUCAGCGUCGCCGGAACUGGAAACUAAGAGAAUUGGAAAGAGACAGAGAGGGCAUGGAUACAGCUGAUGAAAGAGACUACCAGGACUUCCUAGAAGAUCUAGAAGAAGAUGAGACAAUUAGAAAGAAUAUUAAUAUUUACAAAAAAACAGCCAUUCCAGUGGAAAGUGACACUGAUGAUGAGGGCAUUCCCCGGAUCAGUCUUGCUGAAAUGUUGGAAGAUCUUCAGAUAUCUCAAGAUGCUACUGGUGGAGAGGGCGCUGAUAUGUUGACAGAAUAAGCUAGCAGAUCUUGUCAAUGUGUGCAUUCUGCUGUAGCAAUAUUACAGCAGGGGUGGGCCUGGAAGGCCACAACUCAUAUAAUCCCUCAGCACUGACUGUGUUAGCUAAGGCUGAUGGAAGUUGUACUCCAAAAAAUUGAAAGACCUCAAGUUGCCCACGCCUAUAUUGUACGGGCCUUACAUGCAAAUAGACAUUUAAUACAAUUUAAACAAAGAUUUGAUAAUAUAUCACUAUUAAAAGAUCAUACAUGACUAAUAAACUGGUAAACCUGGAAAA
Varanus komodoensis (Komodo dragon) is the source of this 1975-nucleotide messenger RNA. RefSeq names its product NMD3 ribosome export adaptor (gene NMD3). Gene Ontology annotation, molecular function: ribosomal large subunit binding. Gene Ontology annotation, biological process: ribosomal large subunit export from nucleus. The coding region runs from base 184 to 1698 and encodes 504 amino acids. Lineage: Eukaryota; Metazoa; Chordata; Lepidosauria; Squamata; Varanidae. Gene Ontology annotation, cellular component: cytoplasm; nucleus. The transcript is spliced from 16 exons. The record is from RefSeq and is a predicted model, not a curated record.